This is a messenger RNA of Daldinia vernicosa, 1120 nucleotides long. RefSeq lists its product as uncharacterized. The transcript is spliced from 4 exons. The record is from RefSeq and is a predicted model, not a curated record. Lineage: Eukaryota; Fungi; Ascomycota; Sordariomycetes; Xylariales; Hypoxylaceae. Gene Ontology annotation, molecular function: calcium ion binding. The coding region runs from base 463 to 1035 and encodes 190 amino acids. Gene Ontology annotation, cellular component: membrane; cytosol; intracellular membrane-bounded organelle.
UACCCUACAUACAUACAUCCGAACUGCAUACAUCAAUCAAUCAGUGUACACUCUAGGUUGCCUCAACCUAAAAUACAGGAUAACAUUAAACAACAUUACCUUUCCUUAUUGCUACAGCGUACUUUUUUUUGGUAGUCAUUCAAACCUCUUUCAUCUAUUUGCACGUUUGCACGUUUCCGCACUUCCCACAUAUUUCCGCUUUAGACCCUCUCCCUGCUGCGACACUUCGAAGACUCCUUAAACCUGGUCGGACUUAUUGUUAUCUUCACCGUUGCGACAAAACCCCACCUUGCCAUCAUUCGCUUUCGCUUUGGAACUUGUCGCAUAAUCAACAACCCCCCCUUCACCCAUCGGCCUCGCGAGUUUCGAGAUUUGACACACGACGAACGCCAACUUUCCCGCCUCUCCAAAAGACAUCAUACCUAAUAGAAUAGUCGCUACCGCAAGGCUACUGAAUCGAAGAUGGGAAAAUCUCAAUCGAAACUCUCCCAGGAACAACUAGCCGAACUCCAGAAAUCCACGCAUUUCGACAAGAAGGAACUGCAACAAUGGUACAAGGGCUUCUUAAAAGACUGCCCAUCCGGCAUGCUCACGAAAGAAGAGUUCCAGAAGAUCUACCGACAAUUCUUUCCGUUUGGUGAUCCAUCUUCGUUUGCAGAUUAUGUAUUCAACGUCUUCGAUUCGGACAAGUCCGGCUCGAUCGAUUUCAAGGAAUUCAUCUGCGCUCUAAGUGUCACAAGCCGAGGAAAGAUGGAGGACAAGCUUGAUUGGGCUUUCCAGUUAUAUGACAUCGAUGGUGACGGCAAAAUUAGCUAUGAAGAGAUGCUCAAGAUCGUGGAAGCGAUCUACAAAAUGGUCGGUUCGAUGGUGAAGCUUCCCGAGGACGAAGAUACCCCCGAAAAGCGUGUUAGGAAGAUCUUCCGCAUGAUGGAUAAAGACGAAAACGGCAGUCUAGAUAUGGAGGAGUUCAAAGAAGGCAGCAAACGCGACGAGACAAUUGUCUCGGCACUCUCAUUAUACGACGGGCUGGUGUAAUUCUUACUACGUAAGAGUAUAGUUAGACAGCAACGGGCCUUUCCAGAACAGACGACUUCGGGAAUAUAGGAAGAGGACUUAGCAG